AUGUCGUUCGGGUUCAUUGGACUCGGCAAUAUGGGCUCCAUGAUGAGCCACAACCUGGCAUCGUACGCCCAGUCCCAAGGUCUCCCGAAAGUGCAGAUAUGGAACCGGACACGCAGCAAGAGCGAGACAUUGGCGGCGAACAGCUACUGCGAGGCCGUCGAUUCCAUAUCCGACGUGGUUCAGAAAUGUAACAUUAUCCACACCUGCCUGGCCAACGAUGAAGUGGCCCUGUCAGUGUACCGCGAGCUUCUUCAGGCACGCAAACACGGAUUGAUCCUGGUCGACCAUUCAACUCUGUUCCCCACCACCUCGACGGCUCUGGAGAAAGAAGCCCGGGACGCCGGCGCAUCAUUCAUGUCUUGCCCGGUCUUUGGACCGCCUGCUGCCGCGAAGAGCGCCGGGCUGUUGAUUGUCCUUUCCGGCACGGAAGAAGCGAGGCAGACGGUGAAGUCGUACAUUGUCCCGACCCUCGGCAAGGGCGUGAUAGAUUGCGGCGAAGACACCUCCAAGGGUGCCCUCCUGAAGAUCCUGGGAAAUAAUUGUAUCCUGGGCACGAUUGAGCUCCUGUCCGAGAGCUUUACCUUGGCUGAGAAGACCGGCUUCGACACUGACAUCUUUUACGAGUUUAUCCAACAAUGGUUCCCUGCUGCAGCCUGGGUCAACUAUGGCAAGAAGAUCCGCGAUGGCGCGUUCAGCGGCAAAACAGGCUUUACCUUGCCCGGAGGAAUGAAGGAUGCUGCCUACAUCCGUCGUCUUGGGGCCGAGACAUCCACACCGACACCCAUCAUUGACCAAGCCUGGAAUCACUUGACCACGGCAAAAGCCAUCGGGGGAGAAUCACUGGACUGGAGUGCCUGUGCCGCUGGGAUGAGGGUCACUGCUGGGUUAAAGCCAUUCAAGGGCGAGGAUUUCUCGUUGCAAGGAGGCCACGUCAAUGGAAUUAAUGGGAAAUAA
Messenger RNA from Fonsecaea erecta, 954 nucleotides. RefSeq lists its product as hypothetical. The record is from RefSeq and is a predicted model, not a curated record. NCBI's taxonomy places the organism in Eukaryota, Fungi, Ascomycota, Eurotiomycetes, Chaetothyriales, Herpotrichiellaceae. Gene Ontology annotation, molecular function: oxidoreductase activity, acting on the CH-OH group of donors, NAD or NADP as acceptor; NADP binding. The coding region runs from base 1 to 954 and encodes 317 amino acids. The transcript is spliced from 2 exons.